GUAAAUUUAUAUUUUUUCAGAUAAACAAUGAUUUCCAUCUAGAGUCUUGACGCAACAAAUACUAAAUUUAAAAAUAUAAAAAUGUCUCUGAGAUACUGUUUGGGAAACCUGCCGGGUUUGAUGAAUCCUGGAUUCCGGAGUUUACUCCGACCCGUCCUGACGGAGUUUCUAGGUUCUCCUUUAGUCCUGAGAACUGUAGCAACACAAACUAUUCCUUCUAGUAGAAGAGGUCCCAGGAGACCAAAUAGACACAGAGAUGAAAAAUAUCGAGCUGCCAGAAAGAAUAAAGUACUCAAAAUAGAAUUACAAGAUUUUGAAUUUGAAAGAAGAAGAUAUAAAGAUGAGGUAACCCCUGAGGAGUUGAAGGAGAAGAUGAAAAAGUUAGGUUUACCUGCUCCCAGCUCCUGGCAGGAGAAACCACUGUAUAUAUCUAGUACUGGGAUGGUGAUAGAUCAAUAUAUUCCUCCAGAGGGAGACGGGAAGGCCAGUCUAAUCUCAACUGCUAAAGCUAAAGAGGUAACAGAUCUAGUGAAAGGGAAAGGGAAAACAAUGCGAAGCAUCAGAAAAAUACGAUCUUAUCACGAGGAAUUCGAUCCAAGGGAGUGGGUUAAUGAAGCUGAGGAUAUUUACAAGCGCGCGCACGAAGCGCUCGGGGAGCUAGACGAGGACAAGAUGCACAUGCACGUAACUGAGAAAUGUUUCCCUGAGAUGAUGUACAUGGCGCGCAGGAAAACUAUUCGUUGGAAAUAUAUAAAAACUCUGGAACCUCCUAGAGUUGUUUUAUGUAAUAAGACAUUGUACAGGCCAGAAAAGUAUUUUAUGCUAGCCAAUUUUUAUUUAGCCUUAUACAUUUUAAAUGAUUCAAUCUUUUUCAAUGUUCUGAUUAAUCCCGAAAAUCGCAAUAAAGAGCUAGAAACGAUCUAUAAUAUGUUGUGGGACACCCGGUAUAUUCCUAGGUUUGGACGAUUAAUCCAUGGGAACGAGAAUAUAGCUAAGGAUGUUCUUGAGUAUUGUGUAUUUGAGAAACAUCUGUCUAAUGUUUACGGAGUCUGGAGACUCCACUCCAAGAUUAUACCAGACUGGAUGCCAAGAAGCGCGGAGAACGGGCGGUUAACUUAUCUAGUGCCGAAGGAGAAACCGGAGAAACCUACUGCGGAGAAAAAAGAACCGGAGCCUGAGAUCCCGGAGAACAAGGUCGAUGAGCAGGAGGAGCAAGAAUCCUUGUACGACAGGUUUGGAAAGGUUUUGAAACGAGGAUAAUAGAUCUUUUUUAUAUUUCAGA
This is a messenger RNA of Eurytemora carolleeae, 1282 nucleotides long. RefSeq names its product probable 39S ribosomal protein L45, mitochondrial (gene mRpL45). The coding region runs from base 82 to 1260 and encodes 392 amino acids. The record is from RefSeq and is a predicted model, not a curated record. Gene Ontology annotation, cellular component: mitochondrion. The transcript has 7 exons. Lineage: Eukaryota; Metazoa; Arthropoda; Copepoda; Calanoida; Temoridae.